Peronospora farinosa is the source of this 1335-nucleotide messenger RNA. NCBI's taxonomy places the organism in Eukaryota, Oomycota, Peronosporomycetes, Peronosporales, Peronosporaceae. The record is from the annotation of a GenBank genome assembly.
AUGACGCUGUCUCUUGUACUGCUACUAGGGACAUGUGUCCGUGGUUUUCUAUUUGCUAUUCCUUCCCUCCAUGAAACUCUUUCGUCUCGACCCGAGCUAGUGACGCCCGUUUCAUCCUUUUAUCGUCUCGAAGAAGGCGUUUUUCUCUACCAUACAACCGAUUCGCCUUAUUCCGGGGACGUAUAUCAUCAACCCCCACUACUCUUCGCUCUACUGUAUCCUGUGCUCCAGUUUGUCCCGUUGGCCCUUCAAUACUUUAUUAGAUGUGCCGUAUUCAUUUCUGUAGAUUUGCUACUGGUCAUGGGCUUUGCUCGUCUCUGUGCAAGGAAUUUGAAGCUGGAAGAAGGACGCCACUUUAAGAUCCAUGGACGGGAGAUUUGGCUCAGCCAAGUGCCCGUUUCGCCUCUCUUUCAACCUAAGACCUUACCUACUACUGCAGCUUUUAUUGCUUUGAUGAACCCAUUUUCCUUGGCCUCGAGUGUUGCCAUGUCUACGGUAUCAUUUACCCAUUUGGCAGUGCUUUAUAGCUUGGUCUUUGCUUCAGAAGGAGCUGUUGCUGCAUCCAUGAUGUGUGUGGCUGUAGGCUCGUAUCUGUCGGUCUAUCCGUUCUUCUUGAUGCUGCCAAUUAUGCUGCUACUGUGUAGUGCUAAGACUGACACGACUACUGACAACAAAGCAAGUGGAGUGACAGCAACGCUUGGUUUAAAGUGUCUUGUUUCUUUUGGUCUCUGGCUGGGUCUGCUGUUCUACUUGUCUUGGAGUUUUACUGGAGACUGGACAUUCUUGGAGGAAACCUACGUUUGGGUCGCAAAGUUCUCGGAUUUGACCCCGAAUAUUGGUAUAUUCUGGUACUUUUUCAUGGAGGUCUUUGAUCGCUUCAUCCCGUACUUCCUUUUCGUGAUGCACCUCCAUCCCGUCAUCUACGUUGUCCCGAUCUAUCUCCGCUUAGCACAUCGACCACAAGCCUACGCAUGUGCGUUGAUCGGAACUUUCUCUCUUUUCCAGGCGUACCCCUCCUUUGGUGACUUUGGAUUUUUCCUUUCGAUGCUGGCGCUGCACCCGAAAACGAUCAUGACAAUCGAGAAUCGAUUUGUCUACGUAAUUGGUCUGGGUGCGGCGACAUGCAUGUUGCCUGUGAUGUGGUUUCUGUGGUUGUUUCCGGCCUCUGGCAAUGCAAACUUCUUUUACAACCAGACGUUGGUGUACCAGAUCUUCAGUUCCCAGAUUAUCACUGCGUUUGUUGGUGCGACGAUGAAACGCGACAAGGAUGUGGACAAAUACCGGAUGCGAGUUCUAACAAAACUUGAGCAGGCCAAGGUUGAAGCGCGCGAAUAG